Rotaria sordida is the source of this 1392-nucleotide messenger RNA. The record is from the annotation of a GenBank genome assembly. Lineage: Eukaryota; Metazoa; Rotifera; Eurotatoria; Philodinida; Philodinidae.
AUGUCUCAGCAUAUUAAAACAGGUCAUCUUCGAUACUUUUAUAAAGGUUUAUUAUCAAAACAAUGGAAAAAUUAUUAUUUUAUAUUGUUUGAUGAUUCAACAUUACAAUGGUAUGAAAAACAAAAUGAUCGAAAACCAGAUGGAUCAAUACGUAUUCGUGAUAUAGCUCAAAAUCUUUGUGUUGGACCAUAUACACGAUAUUUAUCUAAUCGACCAGAACUUACUCGACCAACUGAUGAAGCUAAUCUUAUUGCAUUACCAAGAUCAUCACCUGGACAUGAUGAUCAAGAAAUAAUAUGGAUUCUUUGUAAUGAUGUAACACAUUUAAAUGACUGGAUGAAAGCAAUUAUUUCUACGUUACCUCCUUCACCUCAACAACCAUCAGCACCACCUCAUCCACAACAAAAUACUGCUAUUCGAUCAUCUGCUCAUUCGUCAUCUAAUGUUCCACUACCUUAUCCAAGAUCAACUUCACAUCCUCGACAACAACAACCGAUAUAUCCAAAAAUGCAUGGCAAUCAACAACCAACUUAUCAUUAUACAAAUGUCGUUGUACAACCGUCACCUUCAUAUAGUAGCGGAGGAUAUAGUGGCUAUAAUCGAGGUGGCGGUGGAAGUUCACUAAUUAGUGCAGGAGCCGGUUUUGCUGGCGGAGCAUUACUGGGUGGUGCUCUUGGCUAUGCAUGGGGAGGUGGUUUUGGUGGACAUGAUGGAUGGGGAUAUGGAAUGGGACCUAUUGGACAUCAUAGCGGAUAUGGUGGAUGGGGUUUUGGAGACAAUGAUACCACGGUCAUCAAUAACUACUAUGAUAAUGAUACAAUGAAUAAUUACAAUAAUAGUACAACGAAUAAUAGUUUUUCGACCUAUAAUGAAACAAAUAAUUACAAUGACAAUGAUAAUCAACAAAACGAUGUUCAAUAUGAGACAAAUAAUAAUCAACAGUCAGGAAAUAAUAGUGAUGGAAAUGACAGGGAUGGUGGUCAUGGAGAUUUUGAUGGUGGUGAUCACUUUUGUGAUCAUGGCAGCGAUAACUACGGCGGUGAUGACCAUGAUUACGAUGGUGGCGGCGCUGAUUAUAAUGGCGAUAGCGCUGAUUAUGGUGGUGGUGGUGGCUAUGAUAACGGUGGUGCUGAUUAUAGUGGUGGCGGCAAUGAUUACGGUAGUGGUGGCGGUAAUUACGGCGGCGAUGGCGAUGACUACGGUGGUGGUGGCGAUGUCUACAACGGCGGCGAUGAUUACGGUGAUGGUGGCGAUGAUUUCAGUGGUGGUAGAAAUGAUUACGAUGGUUGUGGCGAUGAUUACAAUAGUGGUGACAACAAUUACGGUGGUGAUGAUUUUGGUGGCGGUGGAGGCGAUUUUCGCGGAAGUGAUUUUGGAAAUGGGGAUUGGUAA